UCGAAGGAAAAUAAGAUGAGGGGAGGGGGUUACUGAGAUUGGUAAGAUACAGAGCUUCAGCAAAGCAGACACCAAACUGGACGCAGUGAGUGAUGAGGACUGCGGUGCUGCGAGGUCCCAAAAUAACUGUGCAAAGGAUCGCUUUAAAGAUGAGAGCGAUCACUUUUGGACAGUAAUUUAACCUGAGGGCAACUCACAGAAACAACUUUAACGGAGUGAGCUGGCAAUACAUUGCGCGGGGCAACUACACUACCAUACAGCGGAUAGCGGUUCUGAAUCUUUAUUGUGAUGUGACAGCUGACUGCGCCAAAGUGGCGCUUUUACGCACAAUGGAGGACAUUUUACGCGAGCAGAAUAGUUGGGCACAGAAUGUUUCCUGGAGCAACUCAAGUCGUGGAAAUGAGAGCCAUUUAGGAAACACCACAGUCAAUCCUUUGAAACGAAAUGAAGAAGUGGCCAAAAUUGAAGUUACCGUCCUUGUCCUGGUGCUGCUGCUCGCUCUGACCGGUAACCUGUGCGUCCUGUGGGCUAUCCACGCCCCCAAGCACAGCCAUUCUCGGAUGUAUUACUUCAUGAAGCACUUGAGCAUCGCAGACCUUGUUGUUGCAAUCUUUCAGGUCUUACCGCAACUCAUUUGGGAUAUCACAUUUCGCUUCUACGGGCCGGAUUUGCUGUGCAGGCUGGUCAAAUACCUCCAGGUCGUGGGUAUGUUUGCAUCUACCUACAUGCUUGUCCUCAUGUCCAUCGACAGGUGCUUGGCAAUCUGCCAGCCACUUCGCUCCGUGCACAGGAGAAAGGAUCGCUUCUGUGUGAUCGCCUCUUGGAUGCUCAGCCUGAUAUUCAGCACUCCUCAAGCGUACAUAUUUUCUUUGAAGGAGGUCGGGAACGGUGUGUAUGACUGCUGGGGGGACUUUGUACAGCCAUGGGGUGCCAAAGCAUACAUCACAUGGAUGAGUCUCAGCAUUUACAUUUUCCCAGUGGCAAUUUUAAGCAUUUGCUAUGGCUUAAUAUGUUUUAAAAUAUGGCAGAAUUUCAAUUUAAAAACGAGAAGGGAGCACUUCCUGGCUCUCACUCCAAGGCCCUCCAAAGGCGCCCAUCCCCUCUCUCAAGUGAGCAGCGUGAGGCUCAUUUCAAAAGCAAAGAUCCGCACAGUGAAAAUGACAUUUGUAGUGGUCCUUGCCUACAUUGUGUGCUGGACUCCCUUCUUCUUUGUCCAGAUGUGGUCUGCAUGGGAUCCUGCUGCACCAAGAGAAGACAUGGCCUUCAUCAUUGCCAUGUUGCUGGCCAGUCUCAACAGCUGCUGUAACCCCUGGAUCUACAUGUUCUUUGCUGGUCACCUGUUCCAUGACCUGAUGCAGUGCUUCUUCUGCUGCUGUAGACAGUACCUGGCGGCCUCCUCCAGCAGCUGUGAUCGACAGUGCAGGCACACGACCAACUCUGCCACUUACGUUAUCAAAAACACCAGCGCCAGAGGAGCCUCACGCACACAUCCAGCACAGGGGGACAGGGACACUGAAAAGCCAUCUGAAAGGCACCCAGGCUUUCUGUAGUCGAGUAAUCCGGCAAUCAUGCAAGUCCCCCAUUUCAGGCAUUAUCUGCAGCGGCCAUUGCAACAUGUUUCAAAUUGAGCUAAAUAGACGUAAACCUACUGUGAGAACAAGAGCAUUGUGUCCAAAAUGUGAUAUAAAGUGAAGCUUCUACACCAGCUAAAUCUCUAUGUAUGUGUGCUGUCCCAAAACACCAAAUCAUAUAUUUAGCUUAUAUUGUAGGCUUUAGCAUUUCAAGAUUUAUCCUCUGUAAUAUAUAAUCAACCAUGAGCAUUUUCAAAGUUGAUUGUAUGCUUCUGUCCUUCAGUCUUAAAUCUUAAAGUCUUGUUCCGACAGUUGAUGUCCUGAUAAUUAUGUUAAUGUUGCACAAGGAAAUUCUUUCUACAAAGCAAGGCAAAAUUAUUAUUUGCAUUUUAUGAAAGGUAGAGGUUUGGCAGAUUACAAAAAUAUCUUUCGCUGGGCACAAAUUCAGUUAUAUAUAUAUAUAUAUAUAUAUAUAUAUAUAUAUAUACCUGGCAUAAGCAGUGACAAAGAUGGCAGUCAGGCUGUGAUAACAACAGUACUUGACUGACACUGUGAAGGUGGUGUAGCUGGCUUUCUACACCCUAUCCAGACUGUGUAUGCCAGCAGGCUCUGCAAUCAUGUCUUCAAAGUUGACGUAAAGCAUACAGAGAUUUAUUUACUGUGUUUGGUGAUAUAAACUUAAAGGGAGGGUCAGUUCACACAAAUCAACAUAUUGUCCCUCUUAUUCUCUGCAGUAUCUAGCCGUGCAUUACUGUACAUAUACCUCAAGUACAUAAUAUGAUAAUAUUCAUAUCAUAGUGACGACUGUGGAUUGAGGAGACAUUGUUUCUGGAAAAAGAUGGAAAUACUGGGUUUUAUGAAUGCAUUUUUUCAAUGCUUUGAGUGUCACUAACAAAAUACCAUUUAUGUCUAUUGUAUGAGGGUGGUGGCAGAAGUGUCAGCAGCAGAGAUCUUAAACCAUCUGCAAAUAAAAAAUUAAUCUGUCUACAUAGAAAA
This is a messenger RNA of Siniperca chuatsi (mandarin fish), 2567 nucleotides long. It is a transcript of the gene oxtrb, whose product is annotated as oxytocin receptor b. Gene Ontology annotation, cellular component: membrane. Gene Ontology annotation, molecular function: oxytocin receptor activity; peptide binding; vasopressin receptor activity. Gene Ontology annotation, biological process: maternal process involved in parturition; G protein-coupled receptor signaling pathway; regulation of systemic arterial blood pressure by vasopressin. The record is from RefSeq and is a predicted model, not a curated record. Lineage: Eukaryota; Metazoa; Chordata; Actinopteri; Centrarchiformes; Sinipercidae.